UGCCGAGGUAGAAAAACAGUCAAACUAACCAAACUCUUCUGACACAUCAAUAGGUUUCAAGACCUUCUCUUCCAGGGACAACCUAGUUGUUUGGAAAUGGCCCUAAGAAGAAGCAAACCCGAGGAUUCCUGCAAUGCCGCGUCUCCUUCUAUCUCGGAGCUUGAUGCAAGGAAUUCCUCCAGCCCUCACGACACCGUUUGCUCCCGCCUCUCUCUGUUCUCUGCCGGCGCCACCGCAGCCCCCAUUCCCGAGGCCCCCACGUCUCUCCGCAGGACUCAGCCUCCACCCGCCGCGGCUGCUUCUCCUCACGACCCUCCCAAGCUGCUACCUGGUCGCCAGACGUUCGGAACCAUGAACACUCUGGCUGCCGCCUUCCUAGACCACCCUGGGCAGAUGCCUUCUCUAGUUCUGGCAGCCGGAGAAGAAGAAAAUCCCUCCUAUCUGCCACUCCGCGUCCCCCAAAGCCAGCGCCGCCGCCUACCUGUCAGCCCGCUGCCUCCGGCUCCUUACCGCCACCGCCUCCCGCAGCAGCCUGCCAACUGCAGCGCAACAACCCGUCCUCCCGUUGGGUGAGUCCACGCUCCAACAACAGCCCCGCUUAUUGGCGGCAAGCUGCCCGCGGCCCGCCCCCUGUGCAGUAUCUAAAGAUAACCGUCUCCGAGCAAGGGCAACGUGGCUUCUUCCCCGCCCUUCUGCCCUCAGUUUCUCUUACCGCGGU
This is a messenger RNA of Vicugna pacos (alpaca), 718 nucleotides long. Lineage: Eukaryota; Metazoa; Chordata; Mammalia; Artiodactyla; Camelidae. The record is from RefSeq and is a predicted model, not a curated record.